This is a messenger RNA of Neltuma alba, 942 nucleotides long. RefSeq lists its product as uncharacterized. The record is from RefSeq and is a predicted model, not a curated record. Bases 36 to 728 code for a protein of 230 amino acids. The transcript is spliced from 2 exons. Gene Ontology annotation, molecular function: nucleic acid binding. Lineage: Eukaryota; Viridiplantae; Streptophyta; Magnoliopsida; Fabales; Fabaceae.
GUACUGUGAAGAACAAACAAUUUAUUGGAAAGGUCAUGUUCUUGGUUGCUGUUGCUCGUCCUAGGUUUGAUUCUGAAGGUAAUAAAAUUUUCUCUGGGAAAAUUGGAGUCUUUCCUUUAGUGAGACAAGAGCCAACAAAGAGGAACAGUAUUAAUAGACGUGCAGGUUCCCUUGUAACAAAACCCAUAGCUUCAAUUACCAAAGAAGUUAGUAGACAGUUUCUUAUUGAGCAUGUUGUUCCUGCUAUAAAAGAAAAGUGGCCAAGAGAUUCAAUAGGGGAACCGAUAUAUAUUCAGCAGGACAACGCAAGAUGUUACAUCGAUCCAGAUGACAAUGAAUUCUGUCGAGUUGCCACAGAAGAUGGGUUUAAUAUCCGCUUGAUGAACCAACCUCCAAAUUCUCCUGACUUGAAUAUUCUAGAUCUUGGGUUCUUUAAUGGCAUACAAUCUUUACAGUACAAGGAAGCACCAAAGACAGUUGAUGAUUUAAUUGCGGCGAUGGUUAAAUCGUUUGAAUCAUUUUUAGCUGUUAAGUCUAACAAAAUAUUCUUAACACUUAAAUGUUGCAUGGUAGAAAUCAUGAAGGUCAGAGGAUCUAAUAAAUAUGAUCUUCCACAUAUGAGAAAAGAAGUCAUGGAAAAGGAAGGUCCACUGCCCAAUCAAAUCAAGUGUGAUCCAAAGCUAGUACAAGAAGUGAUGGAGUACUUAAGCUGUGGCAACAUUGGAUGACUCGAUGUGGCAGAUUAGUCUUUGGCUUCGUUCACUAACUGAUGCAAACCUACCACCUUGUUGAGAUUGAAGAAAUGAGGCUUCAUUUUAUUUGUUUUUGAAGACUUGAAGAUUUAUUCUUCAUUGCUUGAUAUAGCAACAUGUUAUAAAUUGAUUAGUAAAUGCAAAAGAUAAAUAAAGCUCAGGAUUGCUGAGGCUAUGGAAAGCUACUGUU